AUAAGAAGAAACUGAGAGAGCAUCUUCAAUUAUUUAACAACUUACUUACUUACCCAAGAGAUACGACCAGUAAGAAAAAAAAAAAGAGAAUGGGAGGAGAGGCAGAGGCUUUGGCCACCACGGCGCCGUUAGCUCCGGUGACCAGUCAGCGAAAAGUACGGAAUGAUCUGGAGGAAACAUUACCAAAACCUUAUAUGGCAAGAGCAUUAGCAGCUCCAGAUACAGAGCAUCCAAAUGGAACAGAAGGUCACGACAGCAAAGGAAUGAGUGUUAUGCAACAACAUGCUGCUUUCUUUGACCAAAACGGCGACGGUAUCGUCUAUCCUUGGGAGACUUACAAGGGGUUUCGUGACCUUGGUUUCAACCCAAUCUCAUCUCUCUUUUGGUGCAUAUUCAUAAACCUAGCGUUUAGCUACGUUACGCUUCCGAGUUGGUUGCCAUCACCACUAUUGCCUGUUUAUAUCGACAACAUACACAAAGCCAAACAUGGGAGUGAUUCAAGCACCUACGACACCGAAGGGAGGUACGUCCCGGUUAAUCUCGAGAACAUAUUUAGCAAAUACGCGCUCACGAUUAAGGAUAAGUUAUCAUUUAAAGAGGUUUGGAGCUUAACCGAAGGAAAUCGAAUGGCAAUGGAUCCUUUUGGAUGGAUUUCAAAUAAAGUUGAAUGGAUACUACUCUAUAUCCUUGCAAAGGACGAGGAAGGUUUCAUUUCUAAAGAAGCUGUGAGAGGUUGCUUUGAUGGAAGUUUAUUUGAAUAUUGUGCUAAAAAGAAUGAAGAGAGAGCCAAUUCUCGCAAACAAGACUAAGAAUUUGUUUAGUUAUCAAUGAAUAAAGCUUGGUGUCAUUUAAUCUUUGUCUUGUUACUCAAUCUAUGGAUUUGUAUAAUGUGUUUGUAAACUCUGUCUAUGUACCAAAGUAAUAAAUAAGAGAAGAUGUUUAGUAAUCUUUA
This is a messenger RNA of Capsella rubella, 952 nucleotides long. Its product is annotated as probable peroxygenase 3. The coding region runs from base 90 to 809 and encodes 239 amino acids. Gene Ontology annotation, molecular function: calcium ion binding; monooxygenase activity. The transcript has 6 exons. The record is from RefSeq and is a predicted model, not a curated record. Lineage: Eukaryota; Viridiplantae; Streptophyta; Magnoliopsida; Brassicales; Brassicaceae.